AUCCGUCAAUCCAGUUGGCUGUCGUGGUGGGCGCAAGUGAUCUUGAGCGUCAUCUCCGCCAUCACGCUCUUCUUCGCCAACGCCGUGCGAGGGCCGAUGCAGGGCAACAUCCUGGCGAACGGAGUCUUCAUGGCGGGGCUGGGGCUGGCGCUCAGCUUCAUCAACGUGAUCUGGACGACAGGAUAUCAGAGGAUCGCAGCGAAGCAGCUUGAGACCCCCGAGGCCGCCAUGUCCUUCAGGAGCUUCUCGAGGACAGUGAGGGUUGGGGUCAUCGUGGCGCUGACGGGCAUGUUUCUCACGCUGCUGGGAGCUGAGCAGAUCGUCGGCACCCUGGUGGCCAAGUCGAUUUCAGGAUCCAUCCUGAUUGCCAACGGAGGAGGGAUAGCGGCACAGACUGCCUCGCUGCAGCUACAGGUCUGCUCCUUCAUCGACCCCCGUCAGCUCGGUUUCAGGACUGAGUGUUGUUGGCAGGCUCUGGACAUCUUUGUUGUGCAGGCGAACACCAACACGCUACUGAGCCACCUGUCAAGUCUCGUCAACUCUCUCUUCAUCGCAUCUCAGAUCCCUCACAAAGACGAGUGA
Molecule: messenger RNA, 582 nt
Organism: Guillardia theta CCMP2712
Lineage: Eukaryota; Cryptophyceae; Pyrenomonadales; Geminigeraceae
Gene: TIC21
Product: translocon at the inner envelope membrane of chloroplast 21 like protein
Exons: 2
Source: RefSeq, a predicted model, not a curated record